Messenger RNA from Aspergillus ibericus CBS 121593, 1758 nucleotides. RefSeq names its product phytoene desaturase family protein. Gene Ontology annotation, molecular function: oxidoreductase activity. The transcript has 4 exons. The coding region runs from base 37 to 1710 and encodes 557 amino acids. Gene Ontology annotation, biological process: carotenoid biosynthetic process. The record is from RefSeq and is a predicted model, not a curated record. NCBI's taxonomy places the organism in Eukaryota, Fungi, Ascomycota, Eurotiomycetes, Eurotiales, Aspergillaceae.
AGACCAUAUCCUGCAUCCCAUGUACUAUAAUCAUCCAUGGAGCCUCCUACCGCCAUCAUAGUCGGUGCCGGCGUCGGCGGCGUGGCUGUUGCAGCGCGUCUAGCGAAGAAAGGCUACCGAGUGACAGUGGUAGAGAAAAACGCGGAAAUCGGGGGCCGAUGCUCCCUAUUACAUGACAAUGGCUACCGCUUCGACCAAGGCCCCUCACUUCUCCUUAUGCCCUCCUUCUUCCACCAAAUCUUCCACGACCUCGACACGACCAUGUCCGCCGAAGGCAUCACCCUUCAGAAAUGCAGCCCUAACUACCGCGUCUGGUUCCCCGACCACGACACCCUCGACCUGACCACCGACCUCCCUACCAUGAAAUCCCAAAUCGAAGCCCACGAGGGCCCACGCGGCUUUGACAGAUUCCUCCGCUUCCUCAUCGAAUCCGGCCGCCAUUACAACCUCUCCUGCGAAUACGUCCUGCACCGAAACUUUCCCAGCCUCUGGAGCAUGCUCCGUUUGGAUCUCCUCCUCGCGCUACCCUACCUCCACGCCUUCGAGAGCAUCUACACUCGUAUUAGCCGAUACUUUCACUCCGAGCAACUCCGCCAAGCAUUCACCUUUGCCAGCAUGUACCUCGGCAUGAGCCCAUUUGAUGCACCAGGGACAUACUCCUUAUUACAGUACUCCGAACUCGCCGAAGGAAUCUGGUACCCCUUCGGUGGCUUUCGAACGAUCCUCGACGCCCUCGCCAAAAUCAGCACCCGCCACAACGCAACCUACAUCAUGAACACCCCCGUCACAUCCAUCGAACUCACCCCGGACCAGAAAUCCAUCACCGGCGCGCGUCUCGCCACCGGAACCCUCCUCACCGCAGACAUCGUCAUCGUCAACGCUGACCUAACCUACGCUUACAACCAUCUCCUCCCGCAAACACCCUACUCUAAAGCCCUACAACGAAAGCCAACAUCCUGCAGUACCAUCUCCUUCUACUGGGGUCUCGACACCACGGUUCCAGAACUCCAAGCGCAUAACGUCUUCCUCGCAAAAGAAUAUCGAGCGAGUUUCGACACCAUCUUCCAGGGAAACCGUAUCCCCGAAGAACCGUCCUUUUAUCUCCACGUACCGAGCAGAAUCGAUCCCUCGGCAUCACCACCCGGAACAGAUGCGGUGGUUGUAUUAGUGCCCGUGGGACAUCUUCCGAACCCAUCUUCAUCUACAGUUCCCUCUACCAUUUCCUCAGAAACAAUAAAUACAAUCCGUGCUAAAAUCCUCACCACCCUCGCCAGACACACAAAAACCAACCUCACCCCACAUAUCCUCUCCGAGAAAAUCGAAACGCCCUACACGUGGAACAGCAAAUACAACCUCGACCGGGGCGCAAUUCUCGGCCUCUCGCAUUCGUUUCUCAACGUCAUGUGUUUUCGGCCCGGCAUUCGGCAUAGAGAUAUUCGGGGACUGUUUUUUGUAGGCGCGAGUACGCACCCGGGGACGGGGGUUCCGGUUGUGAUUGGGGGGAGUGGGAUUACAGUUCAGGAGGUGGAGGAGUUUAUGAAGGGGAGGAAAAGUACGAAGGGGGGUAGGAAUAGGAUGAGGUGGAUGGGUAUGGUGUUUGUGGUUAUGGUGGGAUGUUUAGUUGUGGGAUUGGUGUUGAUGAUAAGAUUGGGGGUGGAAUGGGAGGGUUUGUUUGGGAGAAAUGGGAGGAUGGGUGUAGAUGAGUUGUGAGUGUGUGGAAUGGAUGUGGUGGGUGGUGAUGUGUUGUCUUUUGUGGAG